UGUUUGACAGGCGGACGCGGCAAUUUGUAAACAGAGUUAGCGGUUCGCUUUCAGACUUCGGUUUCGCCACUAGCAAAGUUUUAACUUGUGUAUUUGGUGUUUACGUUUUAUUCUCCGGGUGUUGUUUGAUUAUGAAUGCAGGUGGACAACUAGUGAGGAUUGUUUUAGCUCUUUUAAACAGUUUCCGGGAGCGUAGACCAUGUUUUUAGCUGUUAGCCGCAGCUAACAUGCUAGCAGCAGAAGCAGGGUUGCCCGGCGGAGCGGCUGCUUCAUGUGAGCGACACCAGGCAUGCUCAUAGCGAACCUACCGGGAAGAUCCUUGCUUCGACCGGGACUGCAGCGGCUCGGGGUCCACUGGAGGCGUCUCUGUGCGGAGCAGAGUGGCCGGAGUCCGGACACACGUCUGCAGGAAGACAUGAACCGGAGCCGGGGUCAGAUCAAGCGGGUCCUCUGCGUGGCCGAGAAGAACGAUGCAGCCAAGGGCAUCGCAGAGAUCAUGUCCGGCGGCGGAGCCCGGAGGAGGGAAGGAAUGUCAAAGUUUAAUAAAAUCUAUGAGUAUGAAUAUCAUCUCUUUGGUCAGAAUGUCUCGGUAUCAAUGACAUCAGUAUCUGGUCAUUUACUGGGUCUGGAGUUUAAAGCAGCGUUCAAGAAAUGGCACAGUUGUAAUCCCCAGCUGUUAUUUGAUGCUGAGGUAGAGAAGUACUGUCCGGAUAACAUGAUACAAAUCAAGCGGACUCUGGAGAAAGAGGUGAGGCAGUGCCAGGCCUUGGUCAUCUGGACUGAUUGUGACAGAGAGGGAGAAAAUAUUGGCUUUGAAGUCAUAGACGUCUGUAAAGCAGUUAAACACAAUUUGCAAGUCUUUCGGGCAAAGUUUUCUGAGAUCACCCCCAACUCCAUUCGGAGAGCUUGUGAAACUCUGACAGCGCCGGAUGCUAACGUCAGUGAUGCUGUUGAUGUGCGUCAGGAGCUCGACCUGCGGAUAGGUGCAUCCUUCACUCGAUUCCAGACCCUUCGCCUUCAGAAGAUCUUUCCAGAGUCGCUGGCCAAUCAGCUGAUCUCAUACGGCAGCUGUCAGUUUCCCACUCUGGGCUUUGUGGUGGAGCGUUUCAAAGCCAUCCAGGCGUUUAUACCGGAGACCUUCUACAAAAUCAAAGUGCUCCAUGAAGUUGAGGAGGACACUGUCGAGUUCAGCUGGAAAAGAAACCGUCUCUUCCACCACACAGCUUGCCUGGUGCUUUACCAGAUCUGCAUGGAGGAUCCCAUAGCAACAGUCACCUCAGUAACCAGCAAACCCAAGAGCAAGUGGAGACCGCUGCCUCUGGACACUGUGGAAAUGGAGAAACUGGCGUCUCGGAAGCUGAGGAUAAACGCCAAGGAGACCAUGAAAAUCGCAGAAAAACUCUAUACUCAAGGGUUUAUCAGCUACCCCCGCACUGAGACAAACAUUUUCCCUGCAACCCUGGAUCUAAGUCCCCUGGUGGGGCUGCAGACACAGAGCCAGGCCUGGGGGACGUUCGCCCAGCGGGUGCUCGACCAGCCCGGGGGUCCCAACCCGCGACAGGGCAAGAAAUCUGACCAAGCCCAUCCCCCCAUACACCCCACCAAGUUCACUCAUACCCUGCAGGGCAAUGAAGGACGUAUUUACGAGUUCAUUGUCCGUCACUUCCUUGCCUGCGUGUCCCAAGAUGCUCUGGGGCAGGAGACGGUGGUGGACAUAGACAUAGCCCAGGAGACGUUCUCCACCUCGGGACUCAUGAUCAUUGCAAGGAACUACCUGGAUGUUUACCCGUUUGACAGGUGGAGUGCCAAGGUGAUUCCAGUGUACGAGAACGGCUCCCAGUUCCAGCCCUCUGCGAUUGAGAUGGUGGACGGACAGACGAGUCCUCCGCAGCUGCUCACUGAAGCCGACCUCAUAUCACUGAUGGAGAAGCACGGCAUCGGCACAGACGCGACCCAUGCAGAUCACAUUGAGACGAUCAAGAGCCGCAUGUACGUGGGCUUGACAGCUGACCAGAGGUUUCUCCCUGGAGAGCUCGGCAUGGGGCUGGUGGAGGGAUACAACUCCAUGGGCUAUGAGAUGUCUAAACCCAACCUGCGUGCUGAGCUGGAGGCAGAUCUCAAGCUGGUGUCCGAGGGCAGGAAGGACAAACGGGGGGUGCUGCUGCAACACAUCCAGAAAUACAAAACCGUCUUCAUUGAGUCUGUCAGGAAGGCAAAGAAGUUAGAUGAAGCCCUGUCGCUGUAUCUGGGUGCAGCUCAGGAGAUCCCUGAAGAAGAGCAGCAGGACAUGGAGAUCCCGCUCCCUGUCAGGAAAUGUCCUCACUGUAGUCAGGACAUGGUGCUGAAAAAGAAGAGGGAGGGAAACGGUAAGUACCUGUCCUGCGUGGGUUUCCCUGCCUGUAAGACAGCAGUGUGGUUCCCUGACACAGUACUGGAGGUCAGCAGAGACGACAGCAUUUGUCCCACCUGUCAGCCACGCCCCGUUCACAUGUUGAGGUUUAAGUUCCGCAGGGGCAGCCUCCCUCCCAUGAUGCCUUUAGAAUUUGUUGGCUGCAUCGGGGGAUGUGAUGAGACGCUCAGAGAGGUGCUGGACUUGAAGUACCUCAGAGCAGGGGGAGGAGGAGGAGAUGGUGGAGGAGUGGGAGGUGCUGGGAGACGAGGAGGUGGAGGAGGUGGAGGAGGUGGAGGAAGAGGUGACCCUCGGCCACCAGCUCCACGGCCUCCAAGACCAGAUCCACCCAGACCCCCCCGUUCCAAUCCCCGACCUUCCCUUCCUCCUGUCCCCUCCUGGACCCCUCAGCCUCGCUCUCCACCAGGAGGGGGCGGUGGUGGAGACCCCAACAGCGACGCCAUUGUGUGCAACUGCGGUCAGGACGCACUUCUCCUCACUGUGCGUAAAGACGGCCCCAACCAAGGGCGUCAGUUCUACAAGUGCAACGCUGGGAGCUGCAACUUCUUCCUGUGGUCAGAUGAACCAAGUCAGCCGGAGGCAUCGCAGAGUCGAGGGCCCCCCCGACCCCUGCCCGCACCACACACCUCCCAGCCUCCGAGGCCCUCGCUGGGCUUCAAAAACACGUUUGGAGGAGGCCAAGGGCAGGAAGGGGGAUCUGGAGGACAAGUGGGACAGACCAUGUGCAACUGCAAUGAGACGGCGGUGACGCGUACGGUGCAGAAGGACGGUCCCAACAAGGGCCGGAUGUUCCACACCUGUGGGAAACCUAGAGAGCAACAGUGUGGCUUCUUCCAAUGGGCGGAUGAGAACGCACCUCCACCAGGUAACUUUGGUGGUGGAUUUAAUGGUGGAGGAGACCGUGAAGAUGGAGGGGGAAGAGGGAGGAAGAAAAUGGGAGCGGCCAACCCCAACAAACCUCCCGCUGCUAAGAAACCCCGGACCUGCGGCAUCUGCCACGUGCCGGGACACACCCGGGUCACCUGCCCUCAGCGGUGACCUCUGGGCCGGGGCAAAGACUGUGAAGCUGCUCUGGAGCUGAACGCACAUAUUGAAGUUUCUGACUCAACAGUGUGGAGUCAGGUUUUCCCUUCUUAAAUAUGCUGCGGGUUGUAAGUGCCUCUUCUCUGGGCUGGAACUCCCUUCCUGGGAUUCACACACUUUACCAAAAGUUGUUCUUAAUAACUGUUUCAAAAAGGAAAGAAGAAAAUCCAACAACUACGACUCUAAACAAAAUCAAAACUCGUUUUUCCUUGUCUGAUUUUUGCCACACGUUGAAAACCUGUAUUAAAAAGAGAGGAAUGUCAUAAAACGUAUCCCAGGUCAGUGGAAACAGGAACUUCUCUGUCUCAUCCCUUCUGUCAUGCCCUGCCAGUUACUACAAUCACUGCAGCCUGCCCCUAGGUGGCGAUGGAGACACUUUGGCUUCACUUUCGGGGAGCAGUCAUGUCUGAAGAUGAUAAACUCAGCAGCAUGGUACAGUCUCCUGCUGCCUGAGUUUGUCGCUGCAGUUUCCUGGAAGUGCUCAACAGAUAAUGAGAGAGUUGCUCAGCUGGUCUUGGAUCAGAUUAAUAACCCUGUCAGUCGUGUUCCCGGUCCUGAGUGAGAUCAGCAGGAGGAAGAGGAACCUUCCACUGAAGCAGUUCUGUCUUAAAUAAAAAGGUGUAUUUUAAAUAAAAACGUACUUGCACACAGUUUUUUAACAAUAAAUAAUACACAUUAUAAGUAGAUUUCUGGAUUCUGAAGGGUUGUUGGAGGAAACAUUGAAAUAUGUAAAUGUACGAGUGGGUGGAUUGAGGAACUGUCAGUAACACAAUCAUCAGUAUUUUUUUGAACGUUGAUGUUAAUAAACUUUCUCGUGCUGUAAACCUGAUAACAUCUCCACAGUCAUGACAGAGUUUGUUGCAACAAGUUUUGCUUUUGUUUCUUAUCUUUCGUCUUUUGUGUCGGUUCCACUGGUUUUGGUUUCAGUUUUAUCUUGAGACUUUGGUUGAACGUCUUUGUUGCUGCUGUUCACAAUAAACAUAACGAGGAAGAAGGAAACCUU
Molecule: messenger RNA, 4496 nt
Organism: Pleuronectes platessa (European plaice)
Lineage: Eukaryota; Metazoa; Chordata; Actinopteri; Pleuronectiformes; Pleuronectidae
Gene: top3a
Product: DNA topoisomerase III alpha
Exons: 19
Coding region: 290-3448 (1052 amino acids)
Biological process (GO): DNA topological change
Cellular component (GO): nucleus; chromosome
Molecular function (GO): zinc ion binding; DNA topoisomerase type I (single strand cut, ATP-independent) activity; DNA binding
Source: RefSeq, a predicted model, not a curated record